AUGACAGACCCCCACGCCGAAAUAGACGUCGAUCUCGACGUCCAAGAGGUCCUCCUCGCAGCCUCUCAGCACAACAUACCCAAACUGCGACAGCUAAUCCGAUCAAACAACAGCGGAGCAGAAAACCCGGCGAAUGUUAAAGAUACGGAAACGGGAUAUUCGCCCUUGCACGCAGCCAUUGCUGCUUGCGAGCCGGAUCAAGAUGAGGCAGAGCAGGCAAAUGGCGUGGUGAAUGGACAUCGUGAUGGAGAUGAGGGACAGUCAGAGGAAUUGAUGUCGGGACGGGAGACGGUUAAGUUCUUGCUGCAGGAAGGCGCAAUUUGGAAUGAUCUGGAUAAUAAUGAUGAGACUCCGGGGUGUAUGGCGAGAAGGCUUGGGUUGACUGAGUUAUAUGAUCUUAUGGUUGAUGCUGGUGUGCGCGCGGAGUUACUUCUUAAUCGACUUGAGGGCUAUGAAAUACUUGGAGAUGACGACGAGGAAGAGGUAGAUGUUGAAGAUGAUGCCAAUAUAGUUGCAGAGCAGCAAGGGGACCUCGCAACUGGUGAAGAAACACAUGAAUCUACCAUCCCCACCACCACCACUACAACACAGGAACAAGACCCCGAACCCAAUGUCUCAAACGUCAGAUACCUCCAUUCAAAUCUGACUUUCCAGGAUGACCGACUGCUUGAUGACGACCAAAACGGGGUCAUGAUGGCAUGGGAAACAGAGAUUAUGUCCAAAACAGCGCGCAAACUGCUACCUAGCCAAGGGCUGCGGGUACUCAAUAUCGGACAUGGCAUGGGCAUAGUAGACGGGUUUUUCCAAGAGCAGUCUCCUAGCGUGCACCACAUCGUCGAAGCGCAUGCAGAGGUGGUAGCGACAAUGAAGCAGAAAGGAUGGCACGAAAAACCGGGCGUCGUAAUUCACGAAGGGCGAUGGCAAGACAUUCUCCCCAAGCUUGUGGAACAAGGCGAAAUGUUUGAUGCAAUUUACUACGAUACAUUCGCCGAGUCGUAUGCUGAUUUUCGUGAGUUUUUGUCGGAACAAGUCAUUGGCUUGCUGGAUACGGAUGGCCUGUGGAGCUUCUUCAAUGGGAUGGGUGCAGACAGGCAGAUUAGCUACGAUGUCUAUCAGAAAGUGGUGGAGAUGGAUGUCUUCGAGGCUGGGUUUGAUGUCAGCUGGGAGGAUAUCCCUGUGCCGCCUCUGGAAGGAGAAUGGUCUGGUGUGCGACGUCGGUAUUGGGUUGUAGAUAAUUAUCGCUUGCCGAUUUGCAAGUACAUGGAUUAG
This is a messenger RNA of Talaromyces atroroseus, 1269 nucleotides long. Its product is annotated as Protein arginine N-methyltransferase 2. Lineage: Eukaryota; Fungi; Ascomycota; Eurotiomycetes; Eurotiales; Trichocomaceae. Gene Ontology annotation, molecular function: protein arginine N5-methyltransferase activity. The record is from RefSeq and is a predicted model, not a curated record. Gene Ontology annotation, cellular component: nucleus; cytoplasm. Gene Ontology annotation, biological process: peptidyl-arginine methylation. The transcript has a single exon. Bases 1 to 1269 code for a protein of 422 amino acids.